GCGUCGCUCGCCCGUCCAUACUCAGCCAGAGCCAAAUGCCACCGAAAUUGUACCAUCCUCAACCAACCCAUGCUGUUCCAAUGAUGAAUAUGCAGGUAAAUGAGCAUUUUGUUAACAAUCAGCCGGUUGGAGGGGCGAAAGCUGGAUUUCCUCCAACGAUGGGCCAGAGCUUUUUCAGCAAUUCAGCAGCUGCUCAAAUGGGCCUUCAAAUGGGUCGAACGGCCGUUACCACUGGUCAGGAGUAUGUGGAAAAGAAUUUUGGCAGAUGGUUCUCGUUCUCUAGUUUGCAUUACUACUUUGACGUUUCGAAUUCGUACGUCGUAAAAAAGCUCAUGCUCAUUCUCUUCCCCUGGAGACGCAGAUCAUGGGCCAGAGUGCUGAGACGCUCCGAGGUUAGUGGAAGCUCUGAAGGUUACUGUCCACCGAGCGAGGAUGUGAACGCCCCAGACAUGUACAUUCCUUUGAUGGCAUUUACUACUCACAUUCUCCUUACAUGUGCCCUAAAUGGUAUUCGGGGUAAUUUUCAUCCAGAGCUGUUUGGAAUUCGGGCUAGCAAGUCGUUUGGUAUCGUUCUUUUCGAGUUUCUCGCUACUCGGCUGGGUUGUUAUUUGCUAAAUAUUUCGAGUCAAAGCCAGGUACUAGAUAUGGUUGCUUACAAUGGCUACAAGUUUGUUGGCCUCAUUCUCACAACGUUUGCACGGCUAGCUGGGUCAACUUGGCUGACGGUAAGCGUAUUUGUAUACACAUACUUGUCGACCGCUUUCUUCCUCCUGCGUUCUCUCAAAUAUGCUGUUCUCCCUGAGUCUACAAUGGCUAUCAAUGCCACCAUUACCUCUCAUCAACGUACUCGGCGCAUAUAUUUUUUGUUCUCUAUAGCUGCUUUACAAGUUGUGUAUAUGUUCUUCUUGCUGUAAUUGCAGCAAUCCCAACAUGCAAGAAAAGAAAGAAUCAUGAAAACUCACUGUGGCAGUUGGUUAAAGGACCGGUGACGCCAACUGUUUUGCUGUACAAUUUUUCUCUGAAAAGGGUUCCCGAUAUGCUUUCAAUAAGGACAUUUAUUGAGAAGCUCACCAGUCUCCUUGCUAUAUAUACUACACGGAUUCACUGUAAAGGAACUCAGAUCACUUCCCCUUCCACCCUACUGCACUGACGACAAGAGCAACAACAUAAGGACGACACGUUUGGGAUGAUUAACGAUCGAGAGAACCCGAUUGAUGGGUGCAUG
Messenger RNA from Schizosaccharomyces japonicus yFS275, 1225 nucleotides. RefSeq names its product COPII-coated vesicle component Hrf1. The coding region runs from base 36 to 914 and encodes 292 amino acids. Gene Ontology annotation, biological process: endoplasmic reticulum to Golgi vesicle-mediated transport. NCBI's taxonomy places the organism in Eukaryota, Fungi, Ascomycota, Schizosaccharomycetes, Schizosaccharomycetales, Schizosaccharomycetaceae. The record is from RefSeq and is a predicted model, not a curated record. The transcript has a single exon. Gene Ontology annotation, cellular component: endoplasmic reticulum membrane; endoplasmic reticulum-Golgi intermediate compartment; Golgi membrane.